Messenger RNA from Suricata suricatta (meerkat), 1086 nucleotides. RefSeq names its product acireductone dioxygenase 1 (gene ADI1). The transcript is spliced from 4 exons. The record is from RefSeq and is a predicted model, not a curated record. Gene Ontology annotation, molecular function: acireductone dioxygenase [iron(II)-requiring] activity. Lineage: Eukaryota; Metazoa; Chordata; Mammalia; Carnivora; Herpestidae. Bases 16 to 540 code for a protein of 174 amino acids.
AGAAGAAAAUGGGCAAUGACGUCUAAGGUGGAAUCCUGCAGGAAGAGAGCUAGAGGCGGGCUCCCCACCAGGGUGUGGGCACAGUAUUUGCUGUCACUGCGCGGCUGGACGACACAAAAUCUUGAUGCUGACAAAUACGAGAACGAUCCAGAGUUAGAAAAGAUCCGAAAAGAAAGAAACUAUUCCUGGAUGGACGUAAUAACCAUAUGCAAGGAUAAACUACCAAAUUACGAAGAAAAGAUCAAGAUGUUCUACGAGGAGCACCUGCACCUGGACGACGAGAUCCGCUACAUCCUGGACGGCAGCGGCUACUUUGACGUGAGGGACCAGGAGGACAGGUGGAUCCGCAUCUUCAUGGAGAAAGGAGACAUGAUCACGCUGCCCGCGGGGAUCUAUCACCGCUUCACGCUGGACCAGAAGGACUACGUGAAGGCCAUGCGGCUGUUCGUGGGAGAACCGGUGUGGACGGCGUACGGCCGGCCGGCGGACCAUUUCGAGGCUCGCGGGCAGUACCUGGAGUUUCUGGCGCAGACGGCGUAGCGGCGCCCCGGCCUCGCUCGCCCCUCGCCCUUGGGAACGUCCGCGUGGAUGGCGGCAGAGCACCUGUCCCUCCUCGCGUGUCCGUGGUGUCCAUCGUGGGCCGGGGGGCGGAGAGCCGCCUCUGCAAGGUGUUUUAAUGAAAGGAGCUUUUCCUACAAGUGAUUCUUACGUGUUAGCAGCUCUGGGGAUGCGGGCAAAUCACAUUGGACCUGAUUCGAGAUCCACGCGUCAGUGCGCCUUCGAUUUUAACGCAAACGAAGCAUCUUCCAGAUGUGAGCACAAGCCGCUCCGGCCGCCCCGGGGCUGGGACGGUGGCAGAUGUCGGUCGGUGCCAGGCCCGCCCUGGUGGCAGCUGUGCGCAGGGGACAGGGGAAGGCGGGCCGGCCAGCAAGGGGACACUUCCUCCCAGAACUGGGUGGAGACUGCGGUGGGGGACGCUUGGGGGUCCUGGUGCACUUUCCUGUUGGAAACGAGGUCGCUGCCUGUGCUCUGGGCUUGGGGUCCUUAAUUCAGGAACGUGGUGCAUUAAAGUCCCCGUUCAGAUAC